Dendroctonus ponderosae (mountain pine beetle) is the source of this 2447-nucleotide messenger RNA. Its product is annotated as transcription factor IIIB 90 kDa subunit-like. Gene Ontology annotation, cellular component: transcription preinitiation complex; nucleus; transcription factor TFIIIB complex. Gene Ontology annotation, molecular function: TBP-class protein binding; RNA polymerase III general transcription initiation factor activity; RNA polymerase III type 3 promoter sequence-specific DNA binding. Lineage: Eukaryota; Metazoa; Arthropoda; Insecta; Coleoptera; Curculionidae. Gene Ontology annotation, biological process: transcription preinitiation complex assembly; transcription by RNA polymerase III; DNA-templated transcription initiation. Bases 222 to 1526 code for a protein of 434 amino acids. The record is from RefSeq and is a predicted model, not a curated record. The transcript has 9 exons.
GUUAUUUGAGCCACUUUGAAUGGCAGGAGAAUUGAUUAGACUUACGUGUUUAUCGAUUGAUUAUGACGAUUGCCAGUAACGUUUCUACAGGGUUUAUACUAAUCAUUUAAUUUUCAUUUGAUUCAGAUCCCUGUCUAUACAUUUUACGAUUCGCUUCAAAGUUGGAAUUCGGAGCCAAAACUCAACAAGUUACGAAUACUGCAUUGCGAUUGGUUCAACGGAUGAAAAGAGAUAGCAUACAUUCUGGAAGGAGACCGUCAGGAUUGUGUGGAGCAGCUUUGCUAAUAGCCGCUCGCCUCCACGAAUUUAACCGUUCGAUACCAGAUAUAGUUAAAGUUGUAAAGAUUCACGAAUCUACAAUGAGAAAAAGACUGACCGAGUUUGGUGAUACACCAAGUAGCUCGUUGACUUUAGAAGAAUUCAUGACGGUCGAUCUUGAAGAAGAGCAAGAUCCGCCAUCAUUCAAAGCUGCAAGGAAAAAAGACAAGGAACGUCUGAUGAAGGUAAUGGAAGAAGAAAGCGACCAAUUCAACGAUCUGCAAAAAACAAUCGAAGUGCAAUUGGAGCAAAUUAAAACCAAGUCCAAUAAAUUGCCUGUUUUUAGGAAUGAAAAGAAUCUAGAACAAUCUGACGCCGAAAAGUUUAUACACGAAUCAACGAUGAGCGUGAUUCAGGAGAUUAUAGAGGAAAACGAAGAUGCUCCAAACUGUAGUUUUCCUGUAGAACUUGGUCCCAAUAUCGAGAGUAUAGGACUUCCAAAUUCAUUAGAAGAUACUUGUAAUGCACUGCCACGACGAGAAAAUGAAAUUGAGCUGAAUUUAGACUUUGAUGAUAUUGAUGAUGAAGAACUGGACACGUAUAUUUUAACUGAAGCAGAGUCCGAAACCAAACACACACUGUGGACUGAAAUUAAUGCGGAUUAUUUACAGAAACAAAAAGACAAGGAGGAGCAAUUGAAAAAAGAGACCGAAGAAGGAAAACCCGAGAAGAAACCGCGGAAACGACCAACAAAAAGAACUCGAAUAGGACCGGCAAAUUCUGCAGGGGAAGCUAUUGAAAGGAUUAUUCACGAGAAGAAAAUUUCAUCGAAAAUUAACUAUGAUGUUCUUAAGAACUUGAACAUAUCUCCGUCAGAUGACACUCCAACUCCAAAUGAAGAGUCCGCGACUGGUUUAGACUCUGCUAAAAGGCUUAAGUACUCAUCAGACAUUAUUCACGAACAAACACCCAAAAGAGCACCCAGAGGAAAACAGCUUAAAGACGUGGGUCUUCCAUUCAUCGAAAGCAGUACGUCACCACCAGCUGAAAAAGAUGUUAAGAGGGACUUAAAAUCGAAACAUAAAGAAUCAGAUGCUCAAGUUGUGGAAGAAGAGGAUACAACUGAUUUCUAUGACGAUCAAGAGGAAAAACCUGAUGAAUCCGCAAAUCAAUUGGGAGUUUUACAUAUGUUAAAACAAUAUCAUGAAGAAGAAAAUGAUGGAGACGAUUACCAAUAUGAUGAUUAUGGGUACGAAGGCGACUAUUAAUAAUAAUUAAUUGACAAUAAAGGGAAAUUGCUUAGAAUAACUAUGGUAAGUAACUUUCGUAAAAUACUUUUAGCGAGUAUAUGAUAAUUUGCGAAUAUGGAGAAAGGAAGAGAACGAAAACUUUUUGUAUUUUGUAAUUAGUUGUUUACUUGAAUUGAGGAGACAACAUUGAAUUUAAAAGAAAUUAUUAUUUUGGUCGUAAAAAAUAAUGUUGUAUUCAAAUUGCUUUUGGCCGCUUUAACAUCAGCUGUUUGAUUACUUCACUUCAUAAAAUGUUAAAUUAUUUUAAUUUGUUGCAAGGUUUUCUACUUACAGGUUCUUCAUUUAUACCAAUAUUAUCGUAAUUUUUACCUACUUAAUGUUAAAAGAGUUGAUUAAUAAUAGAUAAUCGGUCUAAUAAUGUUCUGGUCUUAAUAUAUUAGAUAUUUGCACUUGGUUAGAGAGAAUAAUUGAUCCAACCGCAAUACUUUUGCAACUGGAAUAUAUAGAUUUAUCACUUUUUACAAAUUCGUAAUCAUAAAUAUAACGGUUGUCUGCAGUUUAAAAAAUGCUUUUAAGACUUAAUGAGUACAAACAUAUUUAAUUAAUGAUAUUGUAAUAUUAAAUUAUUCAUUAAACAUUGAAAAUACAUGAUUGUACUUCCAGAUUUCCAAAGGAAUUUAGUAAAUUCAGUUUUAUUCUGUAAGUCCAUCAGUAUUUUGUGUACUGAAAUGUCUGGCUGUAAUGUAAAUAAACUUUUAUUAUGCAUAUUUAACUUAGAGGUAUGGACAUAUAGUUUUUGUUACAAAAUAUUCUUUUGCCACUUAUUUAAGAAUCUUGUUUUAAAAUAGUAAAGGCUGUAAAUUUGUUACUGUUCUAAACACCCGUUUAAGUUAUGUAUAUUGUACCUAUUAAUCUGUUAAUAUAUGACUGCUAUGCGAA